AGCUUUCCAUGCGGUUGGCGAUCAGAAGGAUUCACUCGCCCCCGCCUCGGUUCAGCCCAAAUACUCCUUCGCCCCCAGCACCGCUAUCAACAAGAUGGCGCGACCAUUCACGCCGGGCGGCGGUAACACGGUCAUUAAACCAGUGACAUACGCCCCUAAAGUAAACACCCCGGCCUCAGCGCCCCCCGCCAGCAUGCUACAGCCACACAACGGCGGUCUGUCCUCCAGUGGUCUGUCCUCCAGCCGUCUGUCCUCCAGCGGUCUGUCCUCCAGCCGUCUGUCCUCCAGCCAUCUGUCCUCCAGCGGUCUGUCCUCCAGCGGUCUGUCCUCCAGCCGUCUGUCCUCCAGCCGUCUGUCCUCCAGCCGUCUGUCCUCCAGCCGUCUGUCCUCCAGCCUAAAUCUGUCCUCCAGUAGUCUGUCCUCCAGUCGCCUGUCCUCCAGUAGUCUGUCCUCCAGUCGUCUGUCCUCCAGUCGCCUGUCCUCCAGCCGUCUGUCCUCCAGCCGCCUGUCCUCCAGCCGCCUGUCCUCCAGCCGCCUGUCCUCAGUCAUGAAUGAGAAAGAUGAUCAAGCUUUCUAUGACCACCAGAUUUACCAACACGAGAAGCACGGUCUGCGGGUGGAUGGCAUCCCCAUGUUCAUCCCCAACGACCGCAGCAAGAAGAGGCUGAUCGAGGACACUCAGGAUUGGCAGCCCCACACAGGCACUACCCAGUCCCGCUCCUUCCGCAUGCUGGCCCAGCUCACAGGCACCGACUACAUGCAGGACCCAGACGAUGAGACAAUGAAGAGGGCCAGGGAAAAGUUCCUUACAGAGAUUCAGAGCCCCCGUUACGCCCGUCUGAGGGACUGGCACCACGAGAGGUCCGCACGCGCCCUCAACAUCAAGUCCUGAGCAUCACCAUGGCAACAUGCAAAGCCGGGCCUGAGCCCUAAGCGAUCGAUAGCCAUCACGACGACGACUCAAACGAUGAUAGCCCGAUAUUCAACGAAUGGCAGAUAACCCGUCAGAUAUACAGAGGGAGGAAGAAGAAACAAGUUCAUUUGAUCGAUCAAAUAGAGGAUCUAUCUCAUCAAUACGUCUGUCACCUUCACGUCUCCUCCUUGACUUGAGGAGUCAGUGUUGAUAACCUUGUGUUUGUAGCAGACCUGGGAGUCAACACAUACGUCAAAUACAUUGAUUGAUUGAUUGAUUGAUCAAAUACCUGAGGUGUGUCGGGUGGGGGGUUAACUUCGCGCCUGUCCCAAAUCAAGUGCACCUCAAGAUUUCUACAGUAUUUGACGUAUGUAUCUGACCCAGGGCUGGGUUGUAUGUUAGGAGGGGAGGGGGGGUACACAGCUGUUGGAACAGCACUGUUCAGGUUGUUCUUCCUGUUCUAUUCUUUAUUCUGUUGUUCUGAUUCUGUAGUUCUAGUUCUGAUUCUGUAGUUCUAGUUCUGAUUCUGUAGUUCUAGUUCUGAUUCUGUAGUUCUAGUUUUGAUUCUGUAGUUCUGAUUCUGUAGUUCUAGUUCCGAUUCUGUAGUUCUAGUUUUGAUUCUGUAGUUCUAGUUCUGAUUUUGUAGUUCUAGUUCCGAUUCUGUAGUUCUAGUUCCAAUUUUGUAGUUCUAGUUCCGAUUCUGUAGUUCUAGUUCCGAUUUUGUAGUUCCGAUUUUGUAGUUCUGAUUCUGUAGUUCUAGUUCUGAUUUUGUAGUUCUAGUUCUGAUUUUGUAGUUCUAGUUCUGACUUUGUAGUUCUUGUUCUGAUUCGGUAGUUCUAUUUCUGAUUUUGUAGUUCUAGUUCUGAUUUUGUAGUUCUAGUUCUGAUUUUGUAGUUCUAGUUCUGAUUUUGUAGUUCUAGUUCUGAUUCUGUAGUUCUUGUUCUGAUUCUGUAGUUCUAGUUCUGACUUUGUAGUUCUUGUUCUGAUUUUGUAGUUCUUGUUCUCAUUUUGUAGUUCUUGUUCUUGUUCUCAUUUUGUAGUUCUUGUUCUCAUUUUGUAGUUCUAGUUCUCAUUUUGUAGUUCUAGUUCUCAUUUUGUAGUUCUUGUUCUCAUUUUGUAGUUCUUGUUCUCAUUUUGUAGUUCUUGUUCUGAUUCUGUAGUUCUUGUUCUGAUUCUGUAGUUCUUGUUCUGACUUUGUAGUUCUUGUUCUGAUUUUGUAGUUCUAGUUCUGAUUUUGUAGUUCUAGUUCUGAUUUUGUAGUUCUAGUUCUGAUUUUGUAGUUCUAGUUCUGAUUUUGUAGUUCUAGUUCUGAUUUUGUAGUUCUUGUUCUGAUUUUGUAGUUCUUGUUCUGAUUUUGUAGUUCUUGUUCUGAUUUUGUAGUUCUUGUUCUGAUUUUGUAGUUCUUGUUCUGAUUUUGUAGUUCUUGUUCUGAUUUUGUAGUUCUAGUUCCGUCGUCUUUUGAUCUGUAAACUCUGUCUUUAUUAGAUCUGUGUUUUCAGGUCUAUCUUUUUUUCUGUUUUCAUGUUCUGAACGCAACUUGUUCUUCAGGCACCUCCCUCUGAUAAGAGAAAUAAAUCUGUACUGCUGUUAUCUGAAAACAGCUCCUCCUC
Molecule: messenger RNA, 2523 nt
Organism: Oncorhynchus nerka (sockeye salmon)
Lineage: Eukaryota; Metazoa; Chordata; Actinopteri; Salmoniformes; Salmonidae
Product: PDZ and LIM domain protein 5-like
Exons: 9
Biological process (GO): muscle structure development; actin cytoskeleton organization; heart development
Cellular component (GO): filamentous actin; Z disc; stress fiber
Molecular function (GO): actin binding; muscle alpha-actinin binding
Source: RefSeq, a predicted model, not a curated record